Messenger RNA from Pelobates cultripes (western spadefoot toad), 17513 nucleotides. The record is from the annotation of a GenBank genome assembly. Lineage: Eukaryota; Metazoa; Chordata; Amphibia; Anura; Pelobatidae.
CUGGGCUGUCAGGCAGCCCUCCAGAAGAGGAUCGCGGCGGAGGUAAGUAAAUAUUACCUCCCCUGGGCUUAAGCCGUUACAGCGUUCUAUGCCGCCGCAACGGCUUUAAAGCCCUUUAAAGCCGCGACGGCAUAGAACGCCGUAACGGCGUUAAGGGGUUAAUAUGAAUGAAUGACGGUACUAGGGGAAUCCAGACACUGUAACCAGUUUAAUGAGAUGAAUCAGACACGGUGCCUACAGUGUCCCUUUAAAAGGUAACGCCUAGUUCGCCCUGUUUAUUGGAUAAUAAAAGUGAAAAUUAUUUGCAAAUAUCAAUAAAGCUUGUUGACAAGGAAAAAAAAAGGGAAAAGCAUGUGACAUCAUUUCCUUUGAACACAGGGAUGCAGACAGACAGGAAAUGAGAAGCUUGCACAUGCAACUUAAAGCAUUGACACAGACUGCACCAUUACUAGGCAGGCAUCGAGGGGGAAGGGGCAGGAGGUGACAGCUGCAAGGUGUCAUUAUUUUACUCUGCCUGUUAUGUACAUAGCCGUAGGGAUAGAUAUAAUCUCAGGAAUCCUUGAUUGUAUUCACUGUCACAGGGCAGAGAACAGUUAAUAUAUAUAUUCAAACACCCUAGUCUUUUUGAAUACGGGACAUUUGGUUUUUUUCUGAGUUCCUGUAAAUAAAUACAUCUACUUUAAAAUCACAUGAGACCAUACAGGAAAAAACGCAAUAUUAUUUAUCUUUAGUAUAGGAGCGUAGUGGGUACCACAAGAAAAUUAUACCUUUAGAAAAAAAUAAUCAUAAUAAUUUCAGACAAUAUUCCUAGACCUGGGAACUACUAAGCUAUUUCCCUGAGUCACAGGGGUUAAUUUUUAAAUAAUAAGGUAUGCAGGCAGAUGCUCGGCAUCAUCAUAUAGUUUGGGAGUACACUGAAUUCAGUUUUUAUUUGAUAUUACGUGUCUCCCAGGUGGCACUAAUUAAUGUCUUCCCUAAGUUAGAUUUAGAAAUAAAAUAGUUAAAACAUGUGGAUCUCUUUGAUUUGGAAUCUAUGUCCUGAGUUCAUACUGUGAAGGACAACUCAUUUUAAAACGUUCCCAGGUACGUAUAUGGCCAGCACAAUUAACCCUUUAAUUGCCGGAGUGUGGUACAAUAUUGUUCGCUCCACCAGACACAAAAAAAAAAGGUUAAUGUAUGUAAUGUUUUGUGUUGGGCGUCUAAGUAAUCAAGAAGUAAGUCUGCACUUUGAUACAGGAAAUAGGCAGACUACAUGGACCAAUUGGGUUUUAUAUGCCAAAAGAAUUGAUAUUUAUUGAUUCAACAGUGAACCUUUUGAUUGCCUGGGAUGUGCCCAACAUGAUGCAAACCAAUGCAAUGGGCACCCUUUACAUUUAAAUAGUUACAAUGUCGUCGAUGGUAGCAAUGUAAGGUAUUGCUAUUGUUUUUUUGGCUUAUUGCUCUUAUAUGUAUGUCUAGUUUAGAGCUUACAUGUGGCGACUAUGUCCUUGCUAUUUGCAGAUUUGUUGGUCACUUGUCUUUGUUGCCACUUAAUAAUAAUAGUUUAAAAAUCCUAGCUGGCAGUUACAUUGAUUUUUAACAAUUCAAACAUAUUUCAAACCUGGACCUUGUUGACUGUGUAUAUGUUUUUUUUCCCUUUCUUUUAUUAAACAAAGAACAAUACAGUAAUACAAGUCACCUCUACUCACCUUGACAAACCGGACUGUUUACUUAAUGGGUGCAUUAUUGAAAACCGCCUGGUAAGUAAACAAAUACAUUGUUGCCAACAAGAUCCUAUUGCCAGAUAGGCACCCAGGCUUAGAAGGGUGGCUUACACCCACUUUCACUGAAAGCUAAUUUUCUUUUAAUAUGUAUAUAACAUAAUUAUUCAUGGGCUGACCUUAAAAUGAAGCAUUUCUUUUCUCUUCCAGAUGCAAACAAACAGAUGACAUUUAAUUCUUUGUUUUCUCCAUUGGUCCUCGGGGCUGAAUUCUGACAAUUUUUUUUCUUGCCUUUGGAACAGGUUAAUUUGCAGCCCAGUGAUUCUGUGGGUAUGAGGCUUCUCUAAGUCAACGUUUUGAAGGCUUAGAAAGAUAAUCAUCGGUGCCGUAUGAAACAUACAGUUCGCAACGCAAACAUAGUGUAUCCAUAGCACCAGUGGCUCUCAGCCAACUCAAUCGCAAUAUUAAUGAGUUCAGUUGGAUUACCCCUAGGAUGCAAGAUUUGAGUUUAGAAAGGAUUUCAAAUUCCUAAACUUUCUGUUAUAUCUUAAAGCUGCUACUUAAAAAACACCCCAGAUAUUUAGUUAGGAAUUUAUUUAUUUUUUCAUUAUCAUAUCUGUAGCUAAAUUAAAAAAGGAUUUAAUAUUUUUCUAGAGUGUUUUUAUAAAUUAAAUUAAAUAGAAAGGGUCAUGGCGUUAUGUAAGGCAUUUGUUAUUUGUUGACUAUUUUUGUAGUUUUAUAGAGUUUGUAGAAUUUUUUCAAAGUAAAAAAUGAAAAUAAAUGCAAGAACAAAGGUUUUAUACAGGUGACAGGUUUACGCGUGAAAGAUUGUUGCUUUGCAAAAUUUAUUGUUUGCGACCUUGUGAAGCAGAACAUUUAAUCAAUUUGUUCCAGUUCUAUAGAAGACAAUACGUUUCCUGUAAACAGAAAGUUUACUGAAGUCAGAGACUUCUACUUACGUGCAUACUUCCCUAAUUAGUGGUUUUAGUUUCUUCUGUUUUGUUUUUGUGAGCAAAGGAUACUCCAAAAUAUCCAUAAAGCCAUUUUACCACUGUUAGAUAGUAAAAUCAAGCCCAGUAUCGAAUUUUCACAAACUGAUUGAGGCCUUACCAGUAAAAAUAUUCAGGAGAAAAAGGGCAAAUUUGAAACAUGAGUAGCAUGAAUUGUUACAUGUCACAAAACUGUGAAAAAGAGGAUAGUGGCAAUGAUUCACAGCCAAUCUACCAGGUCCUCCAGCCAAAACAACGGAAAUUAGUUCUACAUUUGGAUUUGAAUAAUACAAUCCUGGUGUCUGAUGCAGUUACAGGACAAGGACCCACGGCAGCUUUGAACUCUUAUCUGAGUACAGUUACCUGGGGAAAGCUAAGUGACACAGGUAAGGCAAAAUAAAAUCAAGUGUUUCUGGUGGGGUAUUGAUGAAUUGAGGUUUGGGGUUUUCCACCAUGUAUUUUUUUUAAUUUUGUCUCCGAGAUAACAGAAUAUUGACUAAAUAGUCACUUUGACUUGGCUAAGUUGCUUAUGCACAGUGUGGGUCAACGAAUGUGCCAUGCAAGCAAAUGUGGUUAUUCGGUAACAUUCUACAUGGCGGCUCAAAGGGACACUAUAGUCAUCAAAACAACUACAGCUUAAUGUUUUUCAGAGAAAAGGCAGUGUUUACAUUUACAUUAUAGAGAUGCAUUUGUGUGAGGAGGUGCUGAUUGGCCAAAAUGGUGUUUGGCGCUGCCCCCAUCCCACCUCCUUGCCGAUUUCAGCCAAUCCUAAACUUUCCCCAUGGAAAAGCAUUGGAUUGGCUAAAAAUCAUUAAUUGUGAUGAUGUCACCAAAGAGGCAGAUCAGGGGCGGGGCAGGUCCUGGCGUACCUAUGCGGCAUUGGAAAUAAGGUCUUUUUUAACCCCUUCUAAGGAGUGGGCAAGACACCUAAAUGUGUUUUUUACCACUAUAGGGUCAGGAAUACAUGUUUGUGUUCCUGACCCUUUAGUGUUCCUUUAAUUGUCUGCGGACAGGUGGCUCUUCUGUACAUUCCAUGUCUCCCUCCUCAAAUAGAUACUCAAAGCGCUUAAACAACUUUAGCGUAAUGAAGCAAUUUUGGUGUUCAAUACAAAGGGCUCAUCUACCAUAGUAACAUGUUUUAGUAACAUAUUUUACCCCUAACAACGAUAUUGUGAGCUUCCCAGAUAGUGGCCGCUGUAAGUUCGCCCGGCGUGUUCAACUCAAAGUAGGAAGUAAGUUCUUCAGAAACCUGUUCCCUGACUUCCAGAUCCAGUAGUAGGGAAUCUUGGAGGCGCCAUGCCUAAUAGGCUGGACGCAUCCUCGGGGUGUCCAACUCCAGGGUUACUGGGCUGUGGUCUGACCAAAGGGCAGCCCCUAUUUAUGCUUUUUGGACUGACACCCGCUGGUCUUGUUGUAGGAAUAUAUAGUUGAUUCUUGAGCAGCGUCUGUGGACCACAGAGUAGUGAGUAUAUUCUUUAUCUCCGGGGUGCAUAGCUUUCCAGCAAUCCACCCGUCUGAGUUUCCAGAGGAUUUCCUUGUGUGAUGCUGCUAUGACCUGUGGAUGAGUCUACAAGAGGAUGUAGGGGCACAUUGAAAUCACCGCCCAGGAUCAGUGUCCCUUCAGUGACCUUUGCUAGGUCUCAACGAUCACUCCCAUAUGGAGAGCGUGUAUUAUUAUGCAUCUCUGUCUAGGGCAGUGCGAGUUAUCAGGAGCAGUUACCCAGGUCAGCGUCGGGCUAGGGGCAGCAGGUAGAGUAGGCUUUAAUUAAGGACCGGCAAGGAUCGUGCCCAGCAUUACCAGCCGUUUUCAUAAAUUCUCUCUCUGGCUGUGCGAUUGGAAGCUGACCGGGGGCGGGUCCAGAGCAUUGCGUCCAGGUGUAACAUAUGGCUAAGAACAUUCGGUAUCCUAACAUUCCUGGGAUGAAAACAUCUAACCACUGGCAACCUGGAUCACAGGCACAGUAGAAGUGAGAAUCCCAUACAUAGCGUAAAAUCAGGACAUACAGUAUAACAUUCCCCCCUCCAUCCCCCCAACUUGAACUCUGUAAAGUAAAGGAACUUAACAUCAUAAUUUUUCUUCUUCCCCAGUCAGUUUUCUAAAUAGUGUGUGUGCCCUUCCUUUAUCCCUUCCCUCCCUAUCCCGGUUCAUGAAUAGUGGGAGUAUAUUCGAAGCAGGAUAGUCCUCUCCAACCUCAUCACCCAUUACCUAACCCCAACCGAGGGUAUCCCUCCCACCCCUUCCUAACCUCCCCAGCUCAACAACUGCCAUAAAAAUCCCCCUCCUCCCCUGUAUCAGCAGAAGCAGAAACAUCCCUUCAUUCCCGUGUACACCUGCAUGAUAUCGCCCCCUCUGAGCUAGCCCAGGCUUUGAUGGCUUCAGGUCAAGGCCAGUCUCAACCUCCUGGAGGACGGUAUGCAAGUGUCCGACUCAGAAUUGCGGCCGAAUCAACGGUCCCCUCAAGAACAGAGAAUCCCCACCAAGAUGGCGUAACCCACUCCUCUCCCUCCCCCCCCCAAUAAACACAGAUAGGGUAUUCCCUCCCAAAUCAAGGUGAGCCAUGGUCCCUGAGGUAGGCUGGUUCCGUAACCUGCUUAAGUAGUGGGGAUACUGCCCAAUAGCAUGCUCCCAGGGGACUGCAGGUUGGUGCUCAUUCCCUCUAUCCCUCCCAAUAAGCAAGGAAAGCAGACCAUAUGCCCACCAAAGUCGGCAGUCGUACCGCUAUCCAUAGGGAGUCGAGGCCCAUGUGGUACUCACGAUUUGCCGCUGGUAACAGUCCUUUUAUCCGGAUUUUGGAGUGACUGCUCCUGUUGUCGAGGUCCUCAACUAGGUGGCGCAGGGCUAAUAGCAUGCAGCCUUGCCGCGCUAUGGCUGUGUCUGCUGCAGAUGCCUGUUGCUGUGUGAUCUGGGCCUGGGAUUUAAGUGCCCAUGUGCGGCCACCUUGUGUGUCCACAUCUGACUGCAACGCUGUUACCGCCGAGGUGAGGGAUGUCAUGAGGGUGCUUCCCAGGGACUGCAGGUCUGAUUUUUGUGACCAUAGCAGCCUCCAGCCUGAUCUCUGCUCCUAUAUCCGCCAGCCUGGUUUGCUCCUGUUCCGAGCUGGUGGAAGCAGGAGACACGGUCACCGUCUUGGAUCUGUGUGCCUCGCAGUUAGGCACCAGCGGGAUUUGUAGAAAGUCAUCUGUCGGGCCCGACAGUAGCGGGUGCUCUGGUCACUUGGUGAGUCCCAUUAGGUAAGUGUAAACCGAGGCAAGUAGCGUAUAUUAGCUUGGUCGGGAGGAGCUUGGGUCUCGAUCGUCCAAGCCGCUCAGACUUCAGACCAUGCCCCCAUUUUGAGAUCAUUUAACUCAGCCCGAGAGAUUUGACAAAUAAACUCCUAUACAAUAAUAUAUAAUGCAAAGUAAAUAUGAACAAAUAGCAAACUUAGAAAUAUUUCCCUAACUCUGCCAUAGGUACAUCUUGACUAUCUUAGACUAAAUUACGCAAUAUCAGUGCUUAUGAUACUUAGUGAAUAAAUCUAUUGUAUUUCAUCAUUUUAAGAAAAGUUUGUCUCUGAAACUGUAUGAAUCUUUGUUGGUGUUCUCAUUUAGAUGAAUUUUGUUUAAAUGCAUUAGGGUGUUGCAAAUUUAAAAGUACACCCAUGGAAAUUUAAAAUAGUCUUUAUCCACUUUAAAAUGCCACAAUAGGAAGGAUUUACUAAUUUUUUUAUGGCUCCACAUAGGAGUAAGGUAAAAUCGCGGUAUAGUAAAAUUUGAAAAACAGUACACUUAUAAUAUUCCAGGAUUUGUCAUCAUUAAACUCAUGCCAAUAUAGUCCACCAUGGCUGUUGGCAGAAUUAAAGGGGACAUUGUCAACCUUUUAGUGGGUACUGUGACUGGUGGUGAAAGCAGAAUUCAACUUAAGGGGACACUCCAGGCACCAAAACAACAAAACCCCUGGUCUCUUACUUCAAGGGGUUAAACCAUUCUCAAAUGACAUCCGGCUUCUGAUAUUUCAAUUUCAGGAAACAAAGAAUGCCGCUGGGCAUGGGACCAGCUGAUUGGCUGAGAGUGGUCAGCUGAGGCUCCCAGCCAGUCAGUUACUCUCCAUUUACAAAACUGGCUUGGAAAGAAAUGUACCUUUUCGAAGCCAGAUUUGUGAAUGGGGAGUUCAACGGCUUAACCCUUUUUUUAGGUAUGAGUGCCCCCAGGGGCCUCUUGGCACCAUAACAACAUAAUUUAGAUGAACUUGCUUUGGUUCUUGGAGUGUCUCUUAAAUGAUUCUCAUGAACAGCUAAUUUUUUUUUCUAAAUUGGCUGUUUUGCCCUUAAAUUUGCAACUAGCUUGCCAGAUCAUCUUGACUUGCUAUUUAUUGAGCUGGUUUUACAAUGUUCUGCUUCCGGAUGCUAUAAUACAUGUUAAACAUAGAUACAUAAUUGUAAUAAAAAUGUUUGUCAAGCUGCAUUCUGUAUACAUUUUUGCUUCCUACCGUGUUUUCCCAAAAAUAAGACAUCCCCCGAAAAUAAGCCUUAGCUUAUUUUCGGGGGAUGCUCCUAAUAUAAGCACUACCCCAAAAAUAAGCCCUAGUUGUUUGCUGAUCUAUGUUUGGGAAUUUUCCCUGAAUAUAGACUCGCGGGAUUCCAUUCGCGAGUAAACUAAUGUAUGUUCGGGAAAGUAUCCCCGAACAUAGAUUUGCAGGAUUCCAUGUCCUAGUGAACUGGUCUAUGUUCUAGCACACGUUUUCCCCGAAAUAAGACCUACCCCGAAAAUAAGCACUAGUGUGUUUUUUCGUGGGGAAAAUUAAGACCCGGUCUUAUUUUCGGGAAAAUACUAUUUUGUUUUGCAUUGGUAUAAUGGCAUCACAGAAAAUGCAGGAUUAUGACACUUAGAAAUUAGAAUAUUAAACCUCAAUUGUCAUUUAAUUUCAGGUGAAUGGCAGUGGUUGAAUGAUUGCCUUUCAGUGACUCCUCCAUCUAAGGAUGCCAUUAACUAUUAUACCAAGUUUGGCCGUAGCACGGAUUUUGUUGACACUGAACUAGGCCGGAGGUUUAAAGAAGUCCACAACCAUCACAUGAAAUUAUUAGAGUGGAAAGGAGAACAUGACAAGGUCUUCACCCAGGUGGGCGAAGAUAGAAAGGCAUAUAACUGGAUUCUACCAUCCUUUUUCUAUCUGAUAGAAAAACUUCACCAACAAGGACGCCAGUUCACUAUCAUAUUACGGACGUUUGGGACAGACCUCCCACUUGUACUACAGGCCGUUCAUUCUGCUUUUACAGGGAAACACCCACACUUCCCUCAACUGCAGAACAUACCGGUAAGUACUUGUUUGCUUUUUCAGGAAAAAAGUGGUCAGAGGUCAGUAUUGGGCUGUCAAUGGUUAAUCAUAACCAUCAACAUUUUGUGAGAUUUAAUCCUCAAAAUGUGGUCUUUGAAUAACAAAAACUUUUUAAAUUAUUCAGAUAUUUUUACAAUGUGUAAUUAAUUGACAUUUACAUAUUUUUUCUGAAUUUUAAAAUUAAUUUGGCAGACAUAUUUAUAAACAUUUUUACAAUGUGAAACUCUAACAAACAAUAAAAAGCUCAAUAGAAAAACAAAACAAUUAAAAAAACAUAUAAAAAGAUGUAAAAACUGCUAGAACCAUAAAAAACACUUCUCAAUUAAGGUACCAAUGAGUACAUUUUUUACAAUGUAAAUGCCCAGGACAAAGCAAAGUAUACCAUGAGCUACUAGAUUUGCAGAUAGAUUAACACUUUAGAAGAUCUUGUGUCAUAAUUCAUCAGCCUCCUAUGCAAAUGCACUGCUACAAGAGAAAACAUAAUUUGUAUAUUUCUUUGUACAUUUCUUACAAAACUCUUAUUCAUUUCCUUAUCAUUGCCUGUCUUGGGUACUGCAACCUUUUUCUUAUUUUCCAUGUCCAGACUUCCUGCUAAAUGUUUAACUCAACUCCAGUCUAUAUAAAAUGCUACCCCCAUCAUGUGACUGACACAACAUUUGUCUUCUGCUAAAAAUUAGCAUUUUCCAGUUCAGCUAUUUUGACCAUUAACUCACUUUGAAUUCCCAAUAAUUCUUACAUUGGUGAAAAAUCUGGUAACUCCAUAUAACAAUGAAAAACCAUGUACCUAGCAUUCCACUAGUUUCUCAUCCAGGUUACCCUUAUUACUCUAAGCACUCCCCUACUCAUUAUCUCAAUUUAAAAGAACAAUCCAGGCACAAACAACUUAAUCUAAAUUAAAAUGUUUUGGGGCCAGGAUUUAUCCAGGCAGGUUCUUACAUUCAGGGGUAACCCCAAAGUUGCCUCCUGCACCGAUCUCAGCUCAUCCACCCCGGCAGCAUCCGGCUUCUGAAAUUGCAGAUUUAGGAAGCAAGGAACAGGGGCACAGGUGAUUGGCUGAAAGCAGUUAGCUGAUGCUCUCAGCCAGUCAAUGACUCCCCUUUUACAAAACUGGCUUGGAAAAUGUAUGCCAGUUUUUUUUAGAAAGGGAAGUCAUUGAUUGUCUGAGAACAUCAGCUGUGGCCCUGCCUGGCAGCACUCCGCGAUUCCUAAAUAUGAAAUUUCAGAAGCCAGAUGCCGCAAGGGUGGGAACUGAGAUUGGCACUGAAUGUAAGUGUGCGCCUGGGGGGUCUUCAGCACCAUAAAAACUGAAUUAAGAUGAAGUAGUUAUAGUGCCUUAUGAUACCUAAACUAUGCCUUAAAGAAUAAUCACCUCUUUUAUCAAUCUCAAUUGUUUGUCUCCCACAACAUGUAUAAUCCCUCCCUCAAAACUCAUAUUUUAAAAUAAGCUUUCAAAUCAUUUCACAAAUCCAACACACGCAGUUCCAUAAUAUCCAUAACACUCUACAUUUACCUUGUGUCUUACUUUUCCCCUUCUCUUUUAUGUAUUUGCAUUAAAAAUCUUAUAUAGUGCACUUAAAGGACCACUAACACCACCCAGAACACUUCUCAAUGAAGUGAUCUCGGUGCUGUGGCUCUGUUGUUUUAGUCAUUUGAUCUAAAACAUUGCAGUUUAGUAGACACAGAAAUUUUUGAUUGAAGGGUUAAACACACCUCUAGUGGCUGCCUUCCUGCCAGCCAUUAGAGGUGGUGCUCUGCAACGACCGAGUUUUUCUUGGCCAUGUGAUGUUCGACGUCAAUGAGAACAUUGAUUGUCAUUAAAUUCAACUCAUAGAGAUACAUUGGGUUUAAUGCUUCCCUAUGAGAGGCAUUUGAUUUGACUUGCGCUUGUCGAUGGUCAUGCAUAUGCAUCUCAUCCCCUAAGGUUCAAGUUUGAGCAAAGUCAUGAUGAUGGCAAAGAAUGUCAUGUAUAUCCUAAAUUAUAUCAUUUACAGGGUAGGAGGCGUAUUAAUAGUCCCUGGAGUGGCCAGGUUUAAAGCAGUUGACAGACAAGAGAAUAGUCAAGGAACAGGUCAAGUUCAAGGACAGGAGAAGUACGCAAUAACAAAAGGCAACGCAGGGUCAAAAGAAAUCAGAGAGCACGGUCAUAAUACAAAGAAAUCCCUGAUAACAAAGAAUGUGCCAUUAAGUACUCAUAAGAUCACAACAGGAUACUGACUGCUGGUCCCAAUGGGCUUUUAUAUAGAUUGAGGUAAUGGCUCCCUUUGCGUCACUUCUGUGCUCUCAGAACGUACACGAGCAUUGAUAUUGAUGCAAUAUCACAUUUCGGCACACAGAAGCUGCCUCAUAAAUUGACGCAGAGCCACAGCGUCAGAAUUUACCCCAAAUGUGGACGUGGAGAUCCAUGAACAAGGGAGGACUGAGCACAUAUGGUAACACAUAAGCUAACACUUUCUACCCUUCCCUCCCAAUCUGCAGUGUUUGCUUAUUUUUCUCCACUAAUCAGACUGUAUAGGGUGGCAUCACUGUCAUUUCUGGGAUUUGCAGUUCAUAUGCUACACUUCUGCAUUAGCAAUAUAUAUCUAUAGUCAAUCAGUAUCCAGUGUGCUUAAAUAGUCAGAAUAUUUAACAAUUAUUAGAAUUACAGUCAAAAUAUACUAGUCAGAAUUAGAGACUUUUGAGAUUGGGUUAAAAUAGAAAUCUUCACUAAAUCUUAAACAAACUAUAUAUAACUAUGCAGACACAGAAAUGUAAAAAUAUUCUUUGCCAUCUAGUUUUUAGUGUCACUAUUCUAUUUAUCAUACAGUUUACUUACCUGCAGUUGAAUAGGCUGGAAAAUGAAAUACUGGUUAUUAUGAGACUCUUCUCCGCAAUAUGUUAUCUGUACCCAAUAUAGAGACAUACAAAGUGCCUUUUUAAAUGUCAAAAUGAAAAAGAAUUGUUUAGGCCCUUUAUCGUCCCUGCCUCCCAUGUCUCAUUGUCUAUAGGCUGUCUGCAGACAAUCACAGCAGGUCUUUGCAAAUUGCUUUAGACACAGCCGUCAAAUCCGCUCUCUUUUAUCUCGCUAGGGUACCGUGCAUUGGUGUUAAAGCCCAUUAAAAAUAUUCUUCACAAAGAGGAUUGUUUUUCUUAGCAGAGAAGCUCCAAAACAGGACUUGCUGCUAAUAAAGUCCAUGACAAAAGCAUGACCCCUCCAUAACCUUUUUUGCAACAACUGCAAGUUGCCCUUAAACUACAGGCUGCAUUUCAAUACGGUAGCAGUCUUACAAAGCUGCGGUUUGGCCAGUAGUAGGUCGUUAGUCUUGAGAUUGUUACUCAUAAAGCAAGACGUUAUCAUGGGCAGACGAUGGACCUGGCUAGCAUAAACAUUUUUAAAGGACUUCUUCAACCUGCGCAGUGGGUGUCCCCAAGUAAUCCUGUAAUUUGCAAGUCCAGCCACAAUUUCUUUGUUUUUAUUUUUUUAGUUGACUAGCAAAACAAACCUGCUCAAACAGACCCUCUCUAUUUCCUCAUCCAUCACAAGCACAGAUCAUAAUUUAUGGUCUCAUGAAAGGGACUCGACAUUCACAGGUUAAUGCAGUGAUUUGGGGUAUAUGGCCUGUGUCUGCAAGGUCAGCAGUGUAAAUGCUCCCUUUUCUGAAAAAAGGCAUUGUUUGCACUGCUGUCUGAGUCUACCGAGUGACAGCCACUAGAGGGACCCUCUUGGUUUGGUCCUGCACGGAUUUCACAUGGAGAUGCUGAAAUGCUCCCCACAGAAGAUGCAGUGCUGUUUGGCUCAGCGCACAAGUCCCCCCAGUGUUUCCUAAUGGGGAAGCAUUGGAUUGGCUGAGACCAUCAAGAUUUAUGAUCUUAGCCAGGAAAAAUGGAGAGUAAAACGGCUUUUUUAUUUAUUUUACAUCGAGUGGAGACAGUCACCUAAGUAGUUAGAAGAACAAUAUAGGUUAGAAAUACAUGUAUGUAUUCCUAAAGCUAUAAUUUUCUUUUAAUCUACCUCAGACAUGGUUGCAAAGUAUCUACUGAUUGUUAUUUACCAGUCUAAAUUGUUGAAAUGUGCAUAGCAACAUUUAGGACAAAAUAAACUGCAGAAGUCACAGCUGACUAUUGUAGCCUAAGUUUUGUGAGGUGGAUUUAGUUAGUAACCCUGCUACUGUUACUUAAUAUUUUACAACUCCCAUAUAUUUAUUUACAUGGAUAAAGACUACACAGUUAUACCUCACUUUCUCUAGAUUGUAAGAUUGCUUGAGUUGUGCCAGCCCCAACACUUUUUUGUUUGUCUAAUCGAUAUUUUUUGUAUUGUAUUACAUAUUUCUGUGCGAUAUGUUGGUUCUCAAUAUAAAAUAAUACUGUGGUAAAAAAUAAAAAUAAUUUAUCAUAGAGUCUGCAUUGCAUAACAGGAAAUAAAAAAAAAAAAUUCUAAAAUCCGCUCAUCUCUGGCAGGAAUGUAAGUAUGGGUGAAUGCGUUAACAUAUUGCCUCAUGGGUAACUUGACAAAGACAUUUAAUGGCACCUUAGAAUUCAUAUUUUUGGUAAAUUGUAGUUAUAUACAUUUCCCCCACAUUGUUACAGAUGACCGUGGAUCUGACGCCAGGAAAGAUCCGCUGCAGUAAACGAGUAUCUGUUCUCACUCGUGGAUCUGAUCGCAUUUCGACAAAAGCUAAUGAAGGGGUCAUUUAUGACUACUUCAGUACUAUGACUGGCAUCGGAGGCUUCCAGGAUCACUUUGAGUGGUAAGAAAAUGUGAACUUUUUGCACAAGAUGAUGCAAUGACAGAAUUCCAGAGUAUAUUAGGAUUUAAUUUUUUAAUUCUUCCAGGAACAGAAUAUUGUCCAACUAAGUAGUAGUCUCAUUAAUCCCAUUUAAAUUUAUUGUUGAGUUCUUAUGUCACCCUCUUAGUCGUGAUCAACAAGAAAAUUGACCACAUUAACAACUUUAAGGAUGCUUGACUAGUAUAGAUGUUAAAUAGUAUAGUUAACAGUAAGUCAGUAUCUCGAUAGAGAGACUCCAGACUGGAUUUACGCUGCAGGUGACCAUGACAAUCCCUUGACAAUUCCCCACAGGUCCCAGUUUAGGGAAAAACCCUGCACGUUUUUCUGAAUUAUGCCUCUCAACAACUGAGUGAUUCCGCCGCUUUUAUAGUAGGAUGCCAUUGGCCCAAAUUUGUAGCAUAGGGACUACUCUACGUUACAAAUUUGGGCCAAUGGCACCUUCCUCUGUGUAAGAAUAGCUGUGAGAUAGUAUAUAUUUACUACAUUUCUACAAUGCCAGUUACAAAUUUAAGCAUGCUUGCUGAAAACUAGGUUAAUUGCUUAAUAUUUUAUGUAAUAAAACAUGAUUGAAAUACUUGAAAAAGCAUAUUAACCCCUUAAGGACACAUGACAUGUCUGACAUGUCAUGACUCCCUUUUAUUCAAGAAGUUUGGUCCUUAAGGGGUUAAAGUAGAAAAAAAAAAAACCAAAGUCCAUGUAUCCAAGUUUGACAAAGAAGAAAAGUGGGGGACAACUUAGUCUAAAGAACUACCUUGCCCAACUAGCAGGCUUAUGAAUAAUUAAUUAUUUAGGAUUUUGCGAACUUUGAUGUUUGGGAUAUUAUCUUAAUGAUGAACAAGUUGAACUGCUAACCCAAUGCUAUUAUGGUAUAAUUGCCGUGCUAGUUUAACAAUGUUUUCAGUUGACAUCACUGUCAAAGCAACCACAGACAUAAUUCCAAGCACGUGCAUUUUGUAACCUAAUCUUACUUUACCUAUUUGCUAUUCUCGUAAAAAAAAAAUAUUCCAUUCUGUCUUAGGUGGGCUAGAAAUAGCUUUACAGGUGUAGGAGGGAAACCUUUUUGGAUCAACCCAAGUGACUGCGAUGCUCAACAUAUCAUCAUAGACGACAAUAUUCGGCUAAAUGAAGAGGAUACAAUUGUCAAUUGUCGGGUAGGUUUCAGUAGACCCCUAAAACCUUUUACAGCACUACUUUUACAAGAUCAAUUAAGUUAUUUUGGAAGCAGGAGUAUCUUUACUAUUAAACCUCUUCAUUAAUGUUUCUGCUUCCUGAUGGACAGGAGCUAAGCUGAUUAAGGAGUAAUGUCUUCUUCUGUUCACCCUCUUAGCACAUCACUGCUGAAAAUCUUGUAGUUUAUCUUGUGGCAUUUGUUUAACUCCUUCGUGACGCUAGAUGGAAAUUUGCUGUCCUGCUUGGCCUACCGUUAAAGACGCAUGCUGGAAAAUUUCCAUCAUUUACGAAAGUUAACCCCAGAUUGCAGUGAUCGCGGGGUUAACGCUCCUCCAGUCUGCCUCGGUAUCCGCGCUGUUCCUGCAGCUAUGAUCACUCUGAUAGGCUGUCAGAGCAAGCACAUGUGCUGCACGGACUCCCGGUCCGCUUUCCUGUGCUUCCGUCUCUGGCUGGGGACUCGGAUUUUUCAAUUUACUCACUCUCCCUGCAGCCUGCAGGCAGUGGAGUCGGCCGGCCUCUCCUGAUGUCAGGAGGAGCGGGCGUGACUUCCACUGCUCUUCUCACAGGACUGGCUGCUGGAUCCUGUCUCCUGCCCACCCUGGCCUAAUGUAAGACUCGGGGGGAGGGGGGAAAUACACUUUAGUUUUUUGUUUUUUUUUAUUCCCCUCCUUAGCCCUGUCCCCCUUACUCAUCCCAUGUCCCCCUUCCCUUAUCCCCUUCCUCAGCCCUGCCCCCUCUCAGCUCCUGUCUCCCCUCCCCGAGCUCCUGUUUCCCCCUCAGCUCCUGUCCUCCUUACUCAGCCCCAUACCAUCUCCACCACAGCCCCAUAACAUAUAACUGGUCUCCCCUGAUUUCAACCCAUAUCACCAACACUACAGCCCCUUUCCCGUAUUGUAGCCAUCAACCUACUUCAGCCCCUAUCCCCACCCCACUACAUUUCCUAACCCCCAAUUACAGCUCAUACCCCCCACUACAGCCUCUAGCCCCCUACUACAGCCCUGUCCCCUUACUCAGUCCCUGUCUACUGGCUUUAAAAGUGUAACGUUUGUGUGUGUGUGUGUGUGUAUCAAUAUGUCUGUGUGUGUUUGUGUGUCAGUAUGUCUGUCUAUGUGUGUGGGUGUGUGUGUGUGUCAGUCAGUAUGCCUGUGUGUGUGUGUGUGUGUGUCAGUAUGCCUGUAACAGUGUGUCUGUCUAUGUAUGUGCAUGUGCCUGUCAGUGAUUGUGUGUUUGUUAGUGUGUGUCAAAUCAGCAAGUGUGUGUGUGCCUGUCAGUGAGUGUAUCUGUUUAGGUGACUGCCCCCCCUUUCAAUCACAUGGAAUGACAGAGAUGCAAAUUGCAUUUGAACACAAACAGCAAAAAAUGCAAAAAUGGCUUGUGUCCUAAAGGGUAAGAGAAACGUUUGAAGCUGUGUCCUUAAGGGGUUAAUAACCUCCCUGCUAUUGCUUUCUAUUCUGCUGAAUCAAACCACAAUUAAAUUUUUUUUUCUGCUUUAGAUGCUGCUCAGUAAGGAAAAUGGGCAAGAAUAUCGGGCAGUGCCUACGUCGGAAGUGUAUGACGUCUGCUUAGUGCAGACAGAUCUUCUCAGAGCUAUUGCAGAAGAGGGUUAUUUUCUCGACUGUGUGAGAAAAUGUGAAGAAAAUUAUGAGCAUUAUCUCUCUACACUCCAAGAUGAAUAGACGCGAUUAAAUGCUACAUGGAUUGUUUACUGAAUACUUGUAGGACUGUUACUAGAAAUGCACACAUAGAAUAUAGCACUAUAUGUGGUGAGUUGACAGUUGAAUUGCAAAAUUUAGGUUCGACUCAUGGAGUCUAUUUUUGCCUACAUUUUGCAUUUUUUAGCCAAUUCACCACUACUUAUAAGUUAAAAUGUUACUCCAAGCCCCAUAACCACAUCAGUGCUUUAAAGUUAUCAUGGUGCAAGUAGCCUGUAUAUCCAGCAUUUCAGUAUGAAAUACCAUCGAUGGUUUGUUCCAUUACCCUGAACAGCACCAGAGCACUCCUAACAUCAUAGCAGACAGCAGUGGUUAUGGUUCUUAAAGUAACCCUUUAACACUUUGGAGUUCUACAGAAGCAAGCACUGAAUAGUUUUGCGUUGCAAGUUUCUCUAUAUUGUUUACAGUUCUCCAAUAGUUAGAACGCUGCUUCACUGUGAAGGUUUGCACUUCAUUAAAUGUUACAAAGUGGAUUAAUGUAACUCGAUAUCCCUGGAGGACAGUGAUAAUGCAUUUUGCCUACUAACCUCUGUACAGAGACUGGUACUCCCGUCACUCUUGGUAAGGCUUGUCUGGCUGACAAUGUUGGGAGUUGCAUUCUGCAACAUAUUAAGUGUACUCUACUGAGCCAUUGCAAGCGUGUCAGUUUGACAGAUGGGCUUCUGCACCAUAAAUGCCCCUGUUAGUGAUGUCCUGAACGGUUCGCCGAACGGUUCGCCGCGGACGGCGAACAUAAACAUAAACUUUGACCCUGUACCUCACAGUCAGCAGACACAUUCCAGCCAAUCAGCAGCAGACCCUCCCUCCCAGACCUUCCUGGACAGCUCACUAAGAAUGCAGCUUCACAAUGAAUGUAAAAUGGAUGCUGUCCAGGAGGUGGGAGGGAGGGUCUGCUGCUGAUUGGCUGGAAUGUGUCUGCUGACUGUGAGGUACAGGGUCAAAGUUUAUGUUUAUGUUCGCCGUCCGCGGCGAACCGUUCGGCACAUCACUAGCCCCUGUCUCUACAUCAGGAGGGCACGUGCUUCAUUCAUAGAAUCAAUUUACAUUUUCAAGAAUUCCAGAUAUAAAUGUGAGCAAUCUAUGAACAAAACAUAGGCCAAUUUGUAGAGCUUGCAUUUUAAUUCCACUAUAGAGUAUUUAUGAAUGAUGAUGUAAAAUAUCCAGUGUUUUAUCCAGUAUAAUUACAAUAAUGAUCAGAAUUCAGAAUGUAGAACAUUAGCAGGCUUUUUAGUCUGUUAUCAGCACUGAAAUCUUUUGAAUGUAGUAAAUGAAAUUGUGUUCUUAAAUUAAAUUGGUUCAAAAAGAGAAUGUGUACAUUUAUGGUUUUAGUGGGGAAUCAGCUCUACCCACCUGUGUGUUUUGUAUAACAUAGUUCAUGUGUAUAAUGACUUCAUAACAAUGACACUCCACAGGCCAUUACAUAUGUGAAAUUUUACACUGCGCUAAAAGUUAAUAUAUAACUAGAACUAUUUCAGUUUAAUAACCUUUUAAAUUUGACACACACAUUCCUAGUUUAAUUUGCUCGGGAGCUCUGUACCGCCUACACAAUCAAUAUUUAGUGAGCUCACGGCUAGCAGGAGAGUUGUUUCCUUUGUGGAACAGAUCUAUUUUCUUCUUCCUCUCUGGCAAGUAUAUAAUAAAAAGAAAAAUGUGAGAGAAUGCAUUAGAGAAAAAGCUAUGGUUUAGGGGGCACAGAUCUUCGGUAAGGUCAUCAGAGAAUCCACUCCUUAAUUCUGUCACACUAGUAACGUAUAUAACAGGUGUGGCAUUGUAUGGUGCCAGUAGUAAGGUUGAAGGAUACCUCUAAUUAAUCUUAUUUAUGUAACAUCUCCAUGUGUUUUCACUUGAUUUAUCCAAUAGGCUUGGGC